AUGAGCUUGGAGCUUAACAUUCUGGGCCAUCGGUUCGCCAACCCGUUCAUGAACGCGGCUGGUGUGAUGUGUAGCACCAAGGAGGAGCUGGACUCGAUGGUCGCGAGUUCGAGUGGCAGCCUUGUAACCAAGAGCUGCACGACUGCACCACGUGCUGGGAACCCGGAGCCGCGCUAUAAGACGCUUGAGCUCGGCAGCAUCAAUUCGAUGGGUCUGCCUAACCUCGGCUUCCCGUUCUACGAAAACUACGCGGCCAGGGAGCAUGACUACACCACGAAGCCACUUUUUGUCUCCGUUUCCGGUCUCUCCGUGGAGGAAAAUGAGACGAUGUGCCGUCGUCUCGCGGCGGUUACGGUGUCGAAGGGCGCGAUACUGGAGCUGAACUUGUCGUGCCCGAACGUUCCGGGCAAGCCGCAGAUCGCGUACGAUUUCGGCGACAUGAGGACAUACCUGGCGGCUGCCUCGGCGGCCUAUGGGCUCCCGUUCGGCGUCAAGAUGCCCCCGUACUUUGACAUUGCGCACUUCGACCAGGCCGCGGCGAUCCUGAACGAGUUCCCGCUUGUGAAGUUCAUCACGUGUGUGAACAGCAUCGGGAAUGGGCUAUUCAUCGACGUGGAGAGUGAGUCCGUGGUGAUCAAGCCGAAGCAGGGGUUUGGCGGGCUUGGUGGGAAGUACAUUCUUCCCACUGCACUCGCGAACGUGAACGCGUUCUACCGCCGCUGCCCGGAUAAGCUGAUCUUCGGCUGCGGUGGCGUGUACACUGGCGAGGAUGCCUUUCUGCACAUCCUGGCCGGAGCUUCGAUGAUCCAGGUGGGAACCGCGCUUUACGACGAAGGCACCGGGAUCUUUGAGAGGCUCUGCCGGGAGCUGCAGGAGUUGAUGGCCCACAAGGGCUACACCACGCUGGAUGAGUUCCGCGGCAAGGUGAAGUUGAUUGAGUAA
Phytomonas sp. EM1 is the source of this 942-nucleotide messenger RNA. The record is from the annotation of a GenBank genome assembly. NCBI's taxonomy places the organism in Eukaryota, Euglenozoa, Kinetoplastea, Trypanosomatida, Trypanosomatidae.